Messenger RNA from Silurus meridionalis, 1511 nucleotides. It is a transcript of the gene adprm, whose product is annotated as ADP-ribose/CDP-alcohol diphosphatase, manganese-dependent. The coding region runs from base 304 to 1278 and encodes 324 amino acids. Gene Ontology annotation, molecular function: 2',3'-cyclic-nucleotide 2'-phosphodiesterase activity; CDP-glycerol diphosphatase activity; manganese ion binding. The transcript has 3 exons. Lineage: Eukaryota; Metazoa; Chordata; Actinopteri; Siluriformes; Siluridae. The record is from RefSeq and is a predicted model, not a curated record.
AAAAGAGUCGAUUCACAUCGUUCACUUUAAAAAUGGCGUUCACCUGACAGAUAGAUAUAAAUGUUUUCCAGGGAAAUAAAUACGAGAGUAACCAGAAAUUCGUUAGUGGUCGAGCGUUGUGUAAUGGUAUACUUAUUUAUAGUAUUACAGUAGAUUUGUAUUAAGUAUGUAGAUCUGAAAUGGCAGAUAAUUGUAGUUUUGGGGUAGUAGAAGGUAGUUUAUGAUCGAGCUUCACAGCCGGCAUGUUAUUUUGACUUUCCAGAUUUAAUCGGUCUUAUCUGGCAACCUGGGAGAGAAGCUGAAAUGGAGGAGAAUGCGGCUCCUGCGUUCACAUUCGGCUUGAUCGCGGACAUUCAAUACGCCGAUAAAAAGGACGGUUCUAAUUUCUCCGGGACCCGGAAGCGUUAUUACAGGAACAGCCUGCACCUGCUGAGGAACGCCAUCAGGCACUGGAAUGAAGAGGAAGUUAAGCCCAGCUUCAUCUUACAGCUCGGGGACAUUAUUGACGGCUUUAACAGCAAACACGGCGCAUCAGAAGAAGCUCUGCAGAAGGUGAUGGACGAGUUCAGGAGCUUUCCUGCUCCAGUGCAUCAUGUGUGGGGCAAUCAUGAGUUCUACAACUUCACCAGGAGCGCCCUGUUCUCCUCUGCUCUGAACAGCAAGGUCAGAGAAGAUGAGGAGAGCGAUGAGCAGAUCGAUGACGUCUACGCUUACCAUUUCAGCCCUGCUCCCAAGUUCAGAUUUGUGGUCCUGGACGCUUAUGAUCUGAGCAUCAUCGGUCGAGACGAAGCGUCCGAGAAGUACAACCUGGCGUUUGAGAUCAUCAAGGCGCACAAUCCUAACGAGGAACUUAAUAUGCCUCCAGGCAGAUUUCAGAUGGAUGGAAGGUUCGUGAAGUUCAACGGAGGAUUCAGCCAAGAUCAGCUCGACUGGCUGGAUAGAGUCUUGAUCCGUGCUGAUGAGAACGGAGAAAAGGUCACGGUUGUGAGUCACACUCCUGUUCAUCCCUUCUCCACUGACAGCGUAUGCCUCGCAUGGAACUUCGACGAGAUCCUCCCAGUCCUGCGCUCCCACCAGAGCGUGGUGUGUUUCAUGGCUGGUCACGACCACGACGGAGGUUAUUGCGUAGAUGCGGUCGGAAUUCAUCACCUCACCGUGGAGGGGGUCAUCGAGACCCCUCCGGACUUCGACGCUUUCGGCACUGUGCAUGUCUACGAGGACAAGAUGGUCCUCAGAGGGAACGGGAGGAUCAAGGACAGAGUGCUUAAUUAUCGUUGAGGCUGAGGAAAUAUAUUUCUUUAUAGCAGAGAUACGUCUGUGUGUACACAGCACCACGCACCAUACACUACGUACAUUGUAACGUAAAUUAUAUUGUAACGUAUUUAUUGUGCGGAACAAAAAAAUUUGACUUGGUUAUAUUUUUGUAAGUGUGAAUGUUGAUUGAAGAGAAAAGAAGAAAUCUAUUUCAUUAGAAUGUAAUAUUUUAAUAAAAUGUUAUAUUUUAAUAAAAA